Molecule: messenger RNA, 1289 nt
Organism: Cynara cardunculus var. scolymus (artichoke)
Lineage: Eukaryota; Viridiplantae; Streptophyta; Magnoliopsida; Asterales; Asteraceae
Product: 26S proteasome non-ATPase regulatory subunit 7 homolog A-like
Exons: 10
Coding region: 141-1073 (310 amino acids)
Biological process (GO): proteasome-mediated ubiquitin-dependent protein catabolic process
Cellular component (GO): proteasome regulatory particle; proteasome complex
Molecular function (GO): protein binding; metallopeptidase activity
Source: RefSeq, a predicted model, not a curated record
UGAGUAGAAAGCGAGAUCGAAAGACAGAAAAGGGUUUUUGCACGAAACCCCUUCUCAAAUUUUCAAAUUCCCAAUUCAAUUUUGCUGAAGAUAAAUCACCAAAUCAUAGCGAAAGGAUUUUCAUCUCAAGAUUCCGAAUAAUGGAUGUGAUAAAAUCGCAGCAGUUAUCAGCACGGCCGAUCGAGAAGGUAGUCGUUCACCCCUUGGUACUCCUUAGCAUCGUUGAUAACUACUAUAGAGUCGCCAAAGACACUCGCAAACGUGUCGUUGGUGUUCUCCUUGGUAGUUCUUUCAAAGGCACCGUCGACGUCACAAACAGCUACGCAGUGCCUUUUGAGGAAGACGACAAGGAUCCCAGCAUUUGGUUUCUUGAUCACAACUAUCAUGAGGCCAUGUUCUCCAUGUUCAAGAGAAUCAAUGCUAAGGAGCAUGUGGUAGGAUGGUAUAGCACCGGCCCCAAGCUAAGGGAGAAUGAUCUUGACAUUCACGGCUUAUUUAAUGACUACGUUCCAAAUCCUGUAUUGGUGAUAAUAGAUGUCCAGCCAAAGGAAUUGGGAAUUCCCACCAAAGCUUACUAUGCUAUUGAAGAGGUCAAAGAGAAUGCUACUCAGAAAAGCCAGAAGGUUUUUGUUCAUGUACCCUCAGAAAUUGCUGCUCACGAAGUGGAAGAAAUUGGAGUGGAGCACUUGCUGAGGGAUGUGAAGGAUACAACUGUCAGCACGCUUGCAACAGAGGUCACUGGAAAGUUGGCAGCGUUGAAAGGAUUAGAUGCACGACUGAAGGAGAUACGUGGAUAUCUGGACCUUGUCAUAGAUGGAAAGCUUCCAUUAAAUCAUGAAAUAUUGUACCAUCUACAGGACGUGUUUAACCUUCUGCCAAAUCUGAACGUGGCUGAAUUGAUAAAGGCAUUUGCAGUGAAAACAAACGAUCAGAUGCUUGUAAUCUACCUUUCUUCUUUGAUCAGAAGUGUGAUAGCCCUUCACAAUUUGAUCAACAACAAGAUGCUUAACAAAGAACAUGAGAAGGCCGAGGAUGCAAAACCGACAACAGUAGCACCCGUCGCUGGGAGCUAAGACCGCUAAGCUGUUUUGCGGAUUUUGGUUGCUGAGUUUGUGAGGUUUUCUGAAAAUCUAGAGAGGCAAAGAAAGCUGAUUAGGAGGUAUUUGUUUGUAUCACCAUUUGGUGGAUGUAAUAUGUUCAAUUCAGAUCACUCUCUCUUGAUUCUUUUUAUUAGAAUUCUGAUCUUCUUGAAACUUAUUAUUAUCUGGGCCAAGUGUGUUCCUCUAUGC